AUGGCUGACCUUCUACUUGAUCUGCUCGACACGCGACAGGCCCCCGGCGCCAAUACCAACCCAACACCUCGAUCAACCAAGCUGGCUUAUCUGUCCCAUCUCGCAGAUCAAAGUCCGGCAGCCCUGACAUCGACAGAGCCUCAGUCUCUAACUCAGUCCUCACAAUCGCUUCUCCUCUCACUUCAAGGCGUCUCGAAGCGCUCUCACAAGUCCGUAAUCGACUCGGCCUCACACCAUGCUACUCUGACCCGCGCCUUGCCUACCCUGGUCGCUGAUACUGCCGACCUACGCCAGGCAAUCCCAAAACUUGACUCAGAAGCUUUGCGCUUUUCGACCACCUACAGCAAAUCCGGCGACAAUGAGGACCUGGCCGAAAGAAAACGAGCCCUGCUGCUGCUUCGCAACGUUGAGCGCCUCGUUGACGUUCUUGAACUCCCAACGCUCCUUUCCUCGGCCAUCAACACCAUCCCUGCCAAUUAUGCCUCAGCGCUUGAUCUCAACGCCCACAUCCGGAGGCUGCACGGCCUGUACCCAGACUCGCCGCUGGUUGAUCUAGUUUCCCGCCAGGCCGACGAGGCCAUCGUCAAGAUGACGGCUGACCUCAUCACCGCCCUCAAGUCUCCGGGUCUCAAGUUGGCCGCGUCACUACGGACCGUCAGCUGGCUCAGGAGAGUACUUCCUGAUUUGUCUUCGAUGAGCUCCUCAAGUCGCGAGUCCCAGGAGCAUACUCUCUCUCUGCUUUUCCUUUGCUGCCGAGUAGCUACCUUAGACGCGACUCUAGGGGCUCUGCAGCCCCUCCGCGAAUUGGCCGACGAGGAGAGGAAUAGGCAGCAAAACGCUAGCAACCAGUCCUGGUCCGGCGGUCAGCAAACAGAAAAGUAUCUCAAGCGUUAUGUCGAGAUCUUCCGCGAGCAAAGUUUCGGAGUCGUCUCUAUGUUCAAGAGCAUCUUCCCCAACACAAGCCAUCACGUCAGCCGACCCAACGCCGACAGCAAAGAUCCUCUCCAGCCUUUACCAUCGACGCUGUCGACGUUCCCACUUCAUCUCGUCGAGAUGCUCCUCGAGACCUUAGGCGAGUAUCUCCCUAUUGUAAAGGACCAGGCCGCACGAGAUAGCAUUCUUACGCAAGUGUUGUACUGCUCAGGAAGCUUGGGUAGACUUGGGGGCGAUUUUGGCAUGCUGUUGGCUGGGCUCGGUGACAAAGGCGAAGGAGUGACGAAACAAUCCGAAUGGGUUGAUAUUGUCAAGCGACACCGGUUACUGUCGGGGCGCCUCGAGUCGGUUAUUGGUGAUUACAAGACAGCCGGGGUCAAAGACGGUUGA
Colletotrichum spaethianum is the source of this 1323-nucleotide messenger RNA. Its product is annotated as conserved oligomeric Golgi complex subunit 8. Lineage: Eukaryota; Fungi; Ascomycota; Sordariomycetes; Glomerellales; Glomerellaceae. Gene Ontology annotation, biological process: cytoplasm to vacuole targeting by the Cvt pathway; intra-Golgi vesicle-mediated transport. The coding region runs from base 1 to 1323 and encodes 440 amino acids. The transcript has a single exon. The record is from RefSeq and is a predicted model, not a curated record. Gene Ontology annotation, cellular component: COG complex.